This is a messenger RNA of Aureobasidium subglaciale EXF-2481, 612 nucleotides long. RefSeq lists its product as uncharacterized. Bases 1 to 612 code for a protein of 203 amino acids. The transcript has a single exon. The record is from RefSeq and is a predicted model, not a curated record. Lineage: Eukaryota; Fungi; Ascomycota; Dothideomycetes; Dothideales; Saccotheciaceae.
AUGCUGCACCUCAAGCCCUCCCUCCUAUCACUCCUCUUCUCUACCCUCCUCAUCUCUCUCGCAACCUCCCAUACCGUUGAAACAGACGCAACCACAGACGCAGGCAUAGACGUAGACCUCAACAACAACCCAGCAAUCGCAUCAGCAGCCUCCGACUACAUCCACGCAACCUCCGCAAUCGCAUCCAUCUUCUCCUCCUUGACCGAAAACGGUGCUGCUGAAAUGACUGACGUAUCCUCCUUUGCAAGUUUCGUCUAUGCGGCUGCAACUUCCGCCGUGGGUAGUAUCUUCACAGAAGCCACAGUGAACGUGGGUAGUGUGGUUUCCGAGGCUGGCAGUGUGGUUAGUAGCGUAAACUCGGAGAUUACAGGGGCAGUAGGGAGUUUUGUUAGUGAAGUUACUGCUACUGCUGUGCCUACAGAACUACCUACCAGUGCUGUGGUUACUUCGGCAAGAUCUAGUGUGCCUUCGACAACGGUGUUGAUGACGAUGCCGACGGAAACAGGCACUACAGGACCAACCAGUGUGUCUGAAGGGAAACUGAGGAAAGCAAAUGGCAGGGCAGAUGGCAUGUUAUUCGCUGCCGUGUUCGCCGCUGUUGCUUUCUUCUAG